UAUCCAACUGCAGCCCACGGGAAGGAACCUUCCUCUCCUUUUUCCCUCCCUCCCUCCUCCAUUAAACCCUCCCUUCACAAUUCUCCACCUUCACCUCUCUCUCUCUCUCUCUCUCUCUCUCUCUCUCUGUGUCUCUCUCUAUCGUAUGGACAACUCCGACGGCUCCACCGCUCCAAUGGCGAGCGCCUCUGCCGCCGCCGCUCGCGCCGGCCGCUACGCCCUCAACGGCAAGAUAAUGCUCUGCACCGUCGUCGUCCUCUUCGUUGCCGUCUUCGCCAUCCUCGGCCUCCACAGCUAUGCCCGCUGUUUCAACCGCAGCCGCCGCCGCCGCCGCACCCGCCACCGCCGCCUCAACCGCAACUCCACUCCGCCGGGCACUGAACCAUCCUCCGGCGGUGGCGGCGGUGGCGGUGGUGGCCUCGACGUGUCCCUCCUCAAGUCCCUCCCCGUCUUCACUUAUGUGAGCUCCAGGAACGCCAAAGUUGGACAGUUCAUCGAGUGCGCCGUUUGCCUGUCGGACUUCGAGGACGGUGAGACGGGCCGUCGUUUGCCCAAGUGCGAGCACGUCUUCCACGCAGACUGCAUCGACACGUGGUUCGAGUCCCACUCAAGCUGCCCGCUCUGCAGAGCUCCGGUUCAGGCGGACUUUCAGGCAGCUACGGAGGGGGUUCCACCGGAGGACGUCGGCGGCGCUGCGUCGGCACAGGGGGUGGUUUUGUUGAUUGAGGUUUCCGAGAAUGAGACAAGUAUGAGUUCGUCUUUGUCUCUACCGCCGUCGCCGUCGUCCUCAUGUUGUGGUUCUUGUUCUUCUCCGCCACCGUCGAGGAAGGCAGCUGAGUUACAGGAAAUAACGGUGGAAGAGCCGCCGCCGGCGAUGGAGGAGAGAUAUAAGGAGUUGGAGAAAAUGGGUCUGCCCGAACGUGACCGGUCCAAGUCCCCGGGUUAUCGGAUCCUAUCCUUGAAAAGGAUCUGGAGCAUCUAGUCGGGCAAAAGUGUUUUUUUUUUUUUUGUUUAAAAAAAAAUUGCGCCCUUUCCUGUUUUUUUAAAAUAUUUUCCUUUUUGUUCUUAUUCUUUUUAUUUCUGUUUUUAGGAGAUGAUGUUUAUAGAAAAGGCCUGUGGCUAUUAUAA
This is a messenger RNA of Eucalyptus grandis, 1128 nucleotides long. Its product is annotated as RING-H2 finger protein ATL64. The record is from RefSeq and is a predicted model, not a curated record. The coding region runs from base 146 to 982 and encodes 278 amino acids. The transcript has a single exon. NCBI's taxonomy places the organism in Eukaryota, Viridiplantae, Streptophyta, Magnoliopsida, Myrtales, Myrtaceae.